AUGGCGGCUCUGCACAAGCUGUCCAGACUCUCAGGCCCGCAUUGCGUCCUCCUGGCCGUGCACUAUGCCACCCGCGCCAACAUCCCCGCGCUGCAUGCCCUGACGGCCCUGCGAGACGGCGACCUGCCGCUGGAGCUGAGCCUCAGCAUCCUGCUCCACUACCUGCCCGAGGAACACGAUCCCGCUGCGUACCACGACCUCCUCCACGCGCUGAACACGGGCUCGCGCUGUGCCGGCGAGAGCCCUGCCGAUGCCCUGGACCUGGCCGCCGUCGAGCACCUUUCGGGCGCGCGUGCAAGCAAGAGGGUGCACACGCUGGCGCUCCCCCCGCUCGCCCAUCCUCUGUAUGCCGGCGACAGUGACAUUGAUCCCUUCACCCACUUCCUGAUACAUCGCGCCCAUCGCAUAGACGCCCAGACCGGCCUGCUGGAUCUCGUUGCCCAGCUCGUCGUGCCCUUUCUCGACCACUCCGAGUACUUGCGUACGUGGUUCAUAUCCACGGCCCUGCCCCUCCUGCGCCUCAGCUACGAGUACUAUCCGCAAUGCGCUGCACCCACGCUCGAUGAAUUUGCCGCGCUGACGGGACGGCGUGCCAUCGACGUGCAGCUUUCGAACGCCUGCAAGGCUAGCGGAGAAGACACACAAAUUGUCGCGCGCGAUCUGAAGGGCGUCGUCGCCCCCUGGCUGUGCGGAGCCCCAGAUCGCAGGCGGCGAAGCUCUACGACGGGCGACGGGCGAGCACACACGCCCGACGACUGGGACUGUCUUUUCCAAUGGCUGCUGCAUGCAUCAAAGGAGCGCCUGGCACUGGUCGCAACCGCCAUUUCCCACUGGGACGGGCCUGAGGACAUGGAUCUGGGUGGUUAUGAACAAGGGCGAGACUACGUCGAGGACACGCAGCAGCGUCAGCUCGAGAUCAAGUAUGCACGCACAGCUCUUGCCUGCCUCUACCUGGUCCAUCAAAGCGACGCCGGCUCGCUGCAGACUGCACAUACACUGUUAGACCGGAUAUGUACACUGCUGAACUACGACCCGCUCCCGGAACUUGGCAUAGGCACGGACAAACUGCCUCGCUACGAUCUCAAGAUCCCUCUGCUACAUGACUCGACGCCUGCUCUACUUAGAGAAGAGCGUCUGCUCGAUCCCGAUAACGCUCUCACGCAACCGGGACCUGACGCAUUUCGCAUCCUGCAACUCUUCGUCUUCACCUCAUAUACCCUCUCUACUUUGCAGCACCCCUUGUCAAUCCGAGACGUUGCAAACAUGUCUCUGCGAGAUGACUACUCGGAGCAAAUGUCCGUGUUGCAGAAAAUACUCCAUACGCCCAGCAGUGCCUCGAAAAGAGACAGCGAGCAAUGGCGUAUCAUUCGGUCGAAGCUGGUGUGGCUAUGGAACUGGGGCACGGAUAGUCACGAUGAGGACCGCAGGGCCCAGGGUAUCUUCGGGAUGCUAGAUAGGAAGACCAUGGAGACGGAAAUUCUGAAAGCGCUUCUGGGGAGCAACCACCUGUCUCUGGCCAUAGAAACCUACCUGAAGCCGGCCUUUGGUCAGCGGCCGCUUCUUCCCUCUGAUGUAGAGAAAGUUGCCCUCGCUUCAGCCAUGCAUUUUUACGACAACGCAAGCAAUGGAAAUCGCAACAGGGGCGGCGUCAAACGCGCUGCUGACAUCUUGACUGCCUUUGCUCCCCAUUUCCCUUCCUCUUCCCGCUUCCGGCGUUUCGAGGCCUUGCUUUCAGCAACGCACGCUAUGUCCUUUUACUCGCUCAUACUCCAACACGGUGUACCCUUUCAACCAGUCAACAUUAGGGUCAGUUCGAAUCCUCUGUCUCUGGUACGGAAGUUGCUAUCGCAAAACAGCGGCAGCUACACAAAGCUGGAUGACUUGGUGUCUAUUGGUCAGAAUUUGGUCAUGGCAAUGCCGUCGACAAUCAUGGACGAAGAGGGAUGGGACACCGAGUCCGAUCCGGCCGAGAUUGAGCGGAAAAAAACAGCCACCGAGAGAAGAGUAAUCGGAAUGGCAAUUGAGGCUGCACUCGAGGAGGAUGAUUUUGAGACGGCCUACUCAUACGUCGUAAACCGGCUGACACCAUCUACGCCGUCAGGGACACCCUCGGCAUCAUCUCAGCAUCUUUCAUACGGGCUUGGCGACAACGAGGAUCAUGAGGACGACGCGGAGGAUGUCGCCUGGCGGGCUGCUCUACGUGCUGGGCGCUACAACUCUUCGUCUCUAUCCAAUUCCUGGUCACAGGCUGCAAACACGGCGAGGCCAGAUCUGAGGAGACUGGAGCAACGCAUGGAGUUACUUUCACAGGCUCUUUUGUUGGCGCCGCCUAACCAUCUUGAAGAAGUUCUUUGCGUAUGGCAACAAUGCGAAGCCGAGACGAUGCACCUCUUAGCUCAAGAGAACGAGGCAGAAGAACGUUUCAACGACGCAGCAGACCGAAAGCUACCUGGUACUUUCGACAUGGACACGGUCAGUGUUCAACCUCGCCGUGAAGUCGGCAGGGGCGCGGUAGAAGAGGCGCCAAUGGGCUUGUUUGAUGUGGCACGCGGUGCAGCGGCAGCCUUCUCCAAGACAGCGUUCCCUCUGCGCGGAAGUGUAGGAGCUGCAUCGAACCCGAAGCUUGCGUCAAGUCGUGCUAGCAUGGACGGAAGUGAGUCGGGUAGCAUCGAGGGCCAGGAGCGUGUUAGGAAGAGGGAUAUGGUUACCAAUGCUGCGACAGGGGCUCUUGCUUCCGGUAUUGGCUGGAUGUUGGGUGCAAAGCCAGUUACCGAAUGAGCUUCCAAAAGAAGAGAUGCCGACUGCAUGACAUGGUAGUCCAGGGCAUUGUAAAACAUCUUUCUGUUGUGCGUAUCUAGACCAGAGGAUGACCCUGGCAUUUUCACCUUUG
This is a messenger RNA of Exserohilum turcica Et28A, 2890 nucleotides long. RefSeq lists its product as uncharacterized. Gene Ontology annotation, biological process: retrograde vesicle-mediated transport, Golgi to endoplasmic reticulum. Lineage: Eukaryota; Fungi; Ascomycota; Dothideomycetes; Pleosporales; Pleosporaceae. The record is from RefSeq and is a predicted model, not a curated record. The transcript has 2 exons. The coding region runs from base 1 to 2778 and encodes 925 amino acids.